AUGAAUAUAACGAAUAAUAACAAUAGUUCUCAUACACCAAUACUUUUUGAUCAACAAUUAAGAUUAGUUGAACAAAUCGUUUUAACAACUAUGUUUAUCUCAGCAUUAAUUGGUAAUAUUCUAGUAUUAAUUGUUAUGUUAACAAAAAGAAAUCGACGAACAACACGAAUGGCUUUUUUUAUACUUCAUUUAACAAUAGCUGAUUUACUUGUUGCCAUUUUCAGUGUUCUACCGAUGUUUAUAUGGAAAACGAUGCCAACAUUUUUCGACGGUGAUAUCAUAUGUCGACUUGUGACGUUUCUUAUGUUAUUCUCAACAUAUAUUUCUGUUUAUACUCUUGUUGUCAUGACGAUUGAUCGUUAUCAAGCAAUUGUUCAUCCAUUAUCAACAUAUACUUGGACAUCACAUACAGGUCUUUUCUAUAUGAUUGCUGUAUGGUGUUUAAGUAUUAUUCUUGCAUUACCACAAUUAUUUAUAUUUCGUUCUGAAUACGAUCCAAUAAAUAAAAUUAAAGGAUGUCGAGCUAAAUUUCUUGGAACAGAUAAAACAUGGGAAUUAGCUUAUAUUGUAUGGACAAUAGUUGUUCAAUUCUUUUUGCCUAUAUGUGUAUUAUUAUAUUGCUAUGGUUCAGUUUAUUUAAUUGUAAAUCGAAAUUUUUCAAUGUAUCGUUUAUCUGAUAAUGCUCGAACAAUGAGUAUGGCAAAUUUACCUGCAAUUAAUAUACCAAAAAAUUUAAGUAAUUUAUCAUCAUCAAUAAUUACAUUAGAUCGAAAUUUAAAAUCAAUUCGUAAAAAUCAUAUACAUAUUCAUUAUCCAUCUGUUGAAUGUUCAAGUGUAUCAACUGUGAUAUUUAAUAAACGACCUCCUCCAUCAGUUAUGUAUCCAGUUGUAUUUCGUUUACGACGUUCAUCAAUUGAAGUACCACCAUCACCACAUUAUAGUUCAAUUAGUUUAGAUAGACCAAAAGUUCAACCACGUUAUGGUGCAAGUCAUUUUUUAUCGCGAGCACGUCUUAAAACAAUUAAAUUAACAUUUAUUGUUGUUCUUGCUUAUAUACUUUGUUCAACACCAUUUUAUAUAGGAUCGAUUGUAAUGGCUGUAAAUGGAAAAUUUUUAUCACAGAAAACAAUGAACUGGUUGAUGACUAUUUUUAGUCUUUUAUUGAAUUUAAAUAGUUGUUCAAAUCCGAUUAUAUGUUUGACAUUAAGUAGUACAUUAUUUCGACGUAAACGUGAUCAUAAAGAACCAUUAGUUGUAUCAAAAAAAAGUCAAACAAAUAAUGAAAAAAAUUAUUAUUAUUCUCCUUACAAUGAUACCGAAGAAGAUAUUCCACUUCGAGAACUCUACAUUAAACAAUUAGAUUAUCUGGCAGAUAGAUUUAAUUUAUUAAUUGAACGUCAAUUACACAGCCUUUUAAAACAAAAACUAAUUGAUGAAAUAAAAAAUAAUUUAUUAUUAUUAAUUCAUGAUAAAUAUAUAACAACAGAACAAUUACACGAUUUUAAUCAAACAUUUAACUUCUUAAAUCAAAAAUGUAAAUUAUUUUUAACUAAAAAUCAAUCUAUUAAACAAACAAAACAAUUUCUUUUACAUUCAUCUAUACUAUCCGGAAAUAAGUUUUUCCAUUUAUUAAUACAAGAUGAUGAAAGUAUUUAUAUUGUUGAUAAAAAUUUAAAUAUAAUUAAAUAUAUUGAAUGGAAAUUAAACUCAUUAUCGAAAAUAAUUGAUAGUUGUUGGUCAACAACAUUAAAUUCUUUUCUUAUUCUAACAUCUUCAAAUUUAUAUACAGUUAAUAAAGAUACAUAUCAAUUACAUGAUAUUUGUAAACAAGAUUCGUAUUGUGCUUGCACUAGUAAUCAAUCGUAUUUAUAUUUAACAACAGGAAAAGUGAUUGAAAUAUAUCAUAUAUUUGAUUUAAAAUAUAUUUCGUCUUGGAAAUUACAUGAAGAUAAUGAAAAAAUAAUUGAGAAACUACAUUGUUUAUAUGAUGAAGAAAUUAUUGCUGUUUUGACAUGUAAAACAAAUUUUCAUACUAAACAAAAAGAAAAAGUCAUUUAUUUUUUUCAUUCUCAAACUAUGCAAUAUUUACAUUAUUUAUCAAUAUCAUCGAUUCAGUUUGAUUGUUUAUGGAUAUUUACCGGAUAUUCAAUAUUUAAUAAAUGGAAUAUUAGAAUGAAUCUAAUGAAAAAGAAAAGAAUUAUGAUGAAAAUUGAAUGUUUAAAAAAUAGUGAUGAAGUAAAUUUCUUUGUUGAUAGAUCAAUGUCAAAUGAUAUUACUGAUGCAGUAUUAUUAAAUCAUGAUAUAAUAGUAAUACAAACCGAUGAUGAUAAAUUUUACAUUUGUAAUAUGACAAACUAUCAAAAUUAA
Adineta steineri is the source of this 2367-nucleotide messenger RNA. The record is from the annotation of a GenBank genome assembly. NCBI's taxonomy places the organism in Eukaryota, Metazoa, Rotifera, Eurotatoria, Adinetida, Adinetidae.